Messenger RNA from Dicentrarchus labrax (European seabass), 3506 nucleotides. Its product is annotated as serine/arginine repetitive matrix protein 1-like. Bases 2228 to 3268 code for a protein of 346 amino acids. The record is from RefSeq and is a predicted model, not a curated record. NCBI's taxonomy places the organism in Eukaryota, Metazoa, Chordata, Actinopteri, Moronidae. The transcript has 5 exons.
CGUCGUGCAGACCCCGCCUCCCUGGAAAUAAAAUAUAUUUUUUAAGAAAUAAUUUCAGAAAGAAAAUAAAAUAAAAACUGGUGAAACACAGGAGGCAACACAUCAACGAAAUAAAUUGUGUAAAAUUAAAUCGUGAUGCAACGUGCUAAUUCCAGGUGUGUUUACACUGUCAAAGGUGCAGCUCAGGAAGUAUUAUGCAUAUGAGAAAUGACAAUCAGAACACAAGGUAAGUUGGUUAUUACAAAUUAGUGGUGUGAGAGAGUCAAUAUGCAUAUGGGACAGAAUGUAAAAAGGACAAAUCCAGACAGAGAAAGUGGAGAUUGUGACAUUCAUGAUUUUUUAUUGGUAUUGUUUAAAUAAAAUUAUAGUGAGUUGAAUUAUUGAAUAGUGUCACUCUUAAUUUUCCAAGUCUGAUGUGUUGGUCCGGAGAUGGUAACGGGCCGAGUUCCCUCCGCUCUCUAUCCUGCAUACAGGUUCAGGUGAAUAAUGAGGUGAGGAGAUGGUAAUGAAAAUGAGUAGGGAUGAUGAUGAUGAUGAUGAUGAUACAACACGUCAAGCUCGGCCUUCCCAAUGUGAAUUUAAGAGGUAAGUGAUACAUUUGAAAUUGGUAAAAGUCCAUGGUGCCGUAUGAGUUAUGUAUAAGGUUGUAAUAACAUGUUGAAUAACUAUGAUGUAAUGUGUUGUGAAUUAUCUUGUGUGUGAUGUGCUGUAAUUAAUCUAUGUGUCAUGUAGGUCUGAAAUUAAGUUGUCCAGCUCCCCUAGCCAGUGGGAGAAGAUAGCACUGGCUGUCUCUGUAGUCCACUGUAUGUUGUCAGUUUGUGUUAUGAAAUCCUGGUCCGGGAAAGCUGAGAAAUGUGUAUAGUGUUUUAUUAUGUGAUUAUUGAUUAUUGCCAGAUUGUGCUGUUCUAUUGCUGGUAGAUGUGGUGAAUGGUUGAUAAUAGGAACGAUUAUGGAAGCAUUAGGGAAGGCCGAGCAAGCCUUGUUGACCACAGUUCUGAGCUGUUUCACAGAGGUGUUGUGGGGAUCCUGAGCCCUGUUAUUUAGGUCCACCGAGAGGAUCAGCACUUUUGGGUUUCUGUUAAUUGGUGUUUUUUCCAGAAUCUUCCAGAAAUGAUAGAAGGAGGCUCCCGGGUAGCUGUCAGCCUGGACAAAAGGGUGGUUAAAUUUGGGGAUUCUGUGUAUGUUUGAAUCCCCCAGUAUGGCAAUUGGUUUAUUAAUUUUGAAUUCCCAGUCCCGCAGCUUGCGGUUGUCUCUGGCCUGAUGGUAAGUGGGGUCAGAGGCUGUGUCUGCGCAUGCGCCCCGGUGGGGAGAGCCCCUCGGCUCGGUACGUCUCCCCGGCAGGUGUAUUUUUGGAAUGGGUGAGGAAAGAUCAGAGUUGGAAUAGUAGUCUGUCAUGUUGACUUUUUGACCUAAAUUACUCAUCAUUUCAUUUUUCCUCACAGAUUCUGUGUUACACCGGGGAGCCGCCUCUGCCUCAGUGGGUGCGCUCUCCCCACCCUGAUGUGAUCUGGGCGCGGGCGCCGGGAGAUGGAAGGUGCCGUUUAAUACUGACCCCAGGCCAGACUCUGCAUGAACGCAGGCUGACAGCAGUCCUCGGGAGCCAUGGCAUUCACCGUCCUCUGGGGGCAGCGCCUGUGGGGGGAAGUAGGAGAGGAGGAAGCCGACAGUUGCGGGAGAGGAGGAUGAAGCGCUCAGGUAGGCAAGGUGUUCACACCGGGUGCUAUUAAAACGUAACUUUUAAUGAUUUAAAUUUAAAAAACCAACGAGGGUCCUGGUUCCGAAUAAUAAAGAGACUAAUUAAAAAGUUUAAGGAGCGGCAGCGGCUCCGCUGACAGAGCAGGAUCCCCUGACGUUUCGUGCCUCGCCGGCACUUCUUCAGAGGGGAAAUGAAAGGGGGAAAGGGUUAGGGUUAGGGUUAGGGUUAGGGUUACCUGCUGGAGGGCCUGGUGCGGUGGAACGAGAAUCGAGGCAGGGCGGCAGUUGAGGGAGGACAGAGGUCGGCGCUGCGUUGCUACAGUGCCCAGCUGCAGCACAGCUUCGACCAGCUGACCCAAGAGCUUCUUGGGCUCACGCUGGUCGACACUUACACCGUGCCCAGGGAGUACACAGGUAAGUCAUAAAUCUGUCUGAGGUAACGGUAACGUUUAACACCUGUCUUAGGUGUCUGUCAUUUAACAUCUCCUGACACUCCAGGGACUGAUGAGGAGGAAGCGGGGGGGGGGCAGUGAUGAAGGGUUCGAGGAGGAGGAGGAGGAGGAGGAAGAGGAGCCAGAGGAGAUUCGUCUCCUCGAACACCACAGCGCUCUCCUUCAGUCCUCAAACCUCACCCGCCCCCCCCCGCUUGGACCUAAUGGAGGUGCAGCAGGCUGAGGAGGAGGACGUUAUCGGGCCAGACGGUCGAGGCAGCUACCAGCACGUCGUGGCCCUGGCCCAGGCCCUCGUGGAACUGCGCCACCGCCGCUACGUCACUCCCAGGCAAGCCAGAGAGGUCACCGCUCUCUGGCUGAAAUUGAGUGACUGGGACAAGGCGGCGGUCACAUUCCCCCCCCGUCACCAGGACCGGCUCGUCCAGGGCCGAUUCAGGACCACCCAGCGGCACGCUCACACACCAGGGGUGGAUAGUGUGAAGCGUGCGGUCCUGGGCAAGGGGGCGGGAGCGGCGCAGUCUCCCGAUGUGUCGAGGCUUGUGGAGGCUGUCCUGCUGGACCUCAGCAUCCUCCACUGCAGUGAGGGGAGGACGAUUGCCGGGGUCCGCAUUCAUCGCUGGAGUGCCGUCAUGAGGGACUAUCAAACAAUUCGAGAGAAUGUUUAUAGUUGUGCAGCCCUCAUGCAGGCACCCGCAUCCAGCUGUAUGAGGCACACCAAGAGGAGCAAGGCGAUGAUGAGGGACACCAUCGCCAUUGCAGUCCCGGGGCCCAGCGCUUCCCAGACUGCAGCGGAGCCUCGCCUGCCCCACGGACUGUGCUGCAGCAGCCUGAGCAGCCAGACCAGCCCCUCCAGCACCGCCUGCCUGCGGACGCUUCUGGUCUGGCUGCCACCAUCAGAGGGCCGCUGGCCCCGGAGCGAUACGACCUCAUCGUCGCCAGCUCCUCAACUGCCACCACCUCCUCCUCCUCCUCCUCCUCAGCCACCCCACAAGCCUCCACCAGUGUCAGCGCGGACGCCGUCCGUCCACCAGUGCCAGCGCAGACGCCGUCCCGUCCGCCAGCGCAGAGGCAGGUGUCACCCCCUCCACAGCCACAGCUGCCACUGCUCCACCAGUGUCUAGAAACACUGCCUGGAGGCGCAAGCUCCAGGAGGAGAAAGAGCGUCGUGCCCGGGAGCUGGGAGAAUAUAUGAAACCAGCAAAGAAGGUCUCCCACUUCAACUGCAGGCACUGUGGCCAACCAAAGACGCGGGCGUUUGGCCACAGCCGCUACAAGACGGAGACCUUCUGCUCCCGGGCCGACGGGAAAGGGAGAACUGUGGAGCAGUGGCUGGCAGAGGUGAAGGGGCGUGAUGGUGCA